Molecule: messenger RNA, 1038 nt
Organism: Astrephomene gubernaculifera
Lineage: Eukaryota; Viridiplantae; Chlorophyta; Chlorophyceae; Chlamydomonadales; Astrephomenaceae
Source: the annotation of a GenBank genome assembly
AGAACAGGCUUAGACUUUCUUAUCUCAUUUGGCCUGAACUAGAAUGUAGUUCGCUUCUUUGCCGGCUAGGGCAUGACGGUUAAACAAGUCCGAGGCUUGCGCGCACCCGAGGUAUCCAAAUGCUAUGGUUGUGUUAGGAGCCUACCUGUUGUAACUCGAUUCGGUCGGCUAUCCGUGCGACCAGGCCCUUUAAGCCUUUCAACUCCCGUCCGUAGCACUCUUGCGCGAGCCGGUACAUCUUCCCUGCGAGCCUCUCCUGUGCGGGGGCAUCCAAGCAGAAGCUUGCCCUUGCUCCUACCGUCUACAAGAAACGACCAUGGCACUCAAGAGCACCCAGAAGCAAUAACUUUAGCCCCAGCAGCUGCUGUAAUGACAGGGAUUAUAGUCAUUCUUGCGUCGCUGCUUACAUUCCCAGCCAUCGCAACCGCUACCACCGAUUCAGCCCUCCUUGCGUCUUCCACGGUCAUGGAAGGCCGUGGACUACUCGGCUCGGGAGACGACGCCGGGGUGCAUGGCAGCGACGGCAACAGCACAGCCACGCUUUGGGCCACGGCAGCCGUCAUGUUCUUCGGUGCCCUCAUAACCGGGCUCCCCGGGGUGGGCCUCAGUUGCGGGGAUUGCUGGGGCAGGUGGAGGAGCAAGAAGGGCCGCGCAGCUGCCUCAUCUUCCGGUCUUUCCAAUGCUGGCGGAGGUCGGCUGGAGAGGCUCCUGCGGGCCCCCGCGCUACGCAUGCUAUCCGCGGGCCUCAUGCUAGGCAGCGGGCUGGGGGUGGUGCUGCCGGAGGGCUUCACAACCUUCGUGCGCGGGGGCGUGACAGCCACCGCCGCCGCCGCCGCCGCAGCAGCAGGGGAUCAGGGCGGCUCUUCUGCUGGCGGAGGUGGAGGUGGUGGUGGGCCGCUGCCCGGCUGGUGUUCGGGUGCGGCGCUGGUGGCGGGUUUCCUAGCCAUGAUGGCGCUGCAACUGGGUCUGGAGGGGGGGCGGCAGCAGCAGCAGCGGCAUGGGGGGCGGCAGCAGCAGCUGCGGCAUGGGCAUUCGGAG